Messenger RNA from Eupeodes corollae, 1094 nucleotides. It is a transcript of the gene Prosbeta5, whose product is annotated as proteasome subunit beta type-5. Gene Ontology annotation, molecular function: threonine-type endopeptidase activity. The transcript is spliced from 3 exons. Gene Ontology annotation, cellular component: proteasome core complex. The coding region runs from base 126 to 971 and encodes 281 amino acids. Lineage: Eukaryota; Metazoa; Arthropoda; Insecta; Diptera; Syrphidae. The record is from RefSeq and is a predicted model, not a curated record.
CAGUUGUCAUCGGUCAUCCAUCUAUCUCCUCCGUCUCCAUUAACUUCCAACCUUUACCAUUGCAUUGCAGUCGGUUUUUAAAAAGAAAAUUUCUUGUGAUAUUUUUUUGAAGAUUCAUUAAAAAAAUGGCAUUAGCUGAAAUUUGUGGUUUAGCUGACGCUCCUUACAUGAAAAUGAGCACAUUUUCUCCAACUGAUUUGGAGCGGGAGAUGUCUCAAUAUACGUGCAACAUGGAAAACGCUUAUUCCUUAGCGGCUCCCCCAUUCGAGAACCCGUGCGAAAAUCUACAGAAGAUCACAGCUCAUGGCGAAAAGUCCGGCAUUAAAAUCGACUUUGACCACGGAACAACGACAUUGGGUUUCAAGUACAAGGGCGGAGUGAUUUUGGCUGUUGAUUCCCGUGCCACUGGUGGCCAGUUUAUUGGAUCUCAAACCAUGAAGAAAAUUGUUGAAAUCAAUCAAUAUCUUUUGGGAACCCUUGCUGGUGGAGCUGCGGAUUGUGUCUAUUGGGAUCGUGUUUUAGCUAAAGAAUGCCGACUACACGAGCUACGAAACAAGGAACGUAUCUCUGUUGCCGCUGCUAGCAAAAUUAUGGCUAAUAUAGCCCACGAGUACAAGGGAAUGGGCCUUAGCAUGGGAAUGAUGAUGGCCGGCUAUGAUAAGCGAGGACCUGGACUAUAUUACGUUGACUCGGAAGGUUCUCGGACACCCGGUAAUGUAUUUUCAGUGGGAAGUGGAUCGAUUUAUGCCUUCGGUGUGUUGGACUCUGGCUACAAAUGGGAUUUGACUGAUGAGGCUGCCCAGGAAUUGGGUCGACGUGCUAUCUACCAUGCCACAUUCAGGGAUGCCUACUCUGGAGGAAUAGUGAGAGUCUAUCACAUGACACCAAAUGGCUGGAUAAAUAUCUCAAACACCGACUGUAUGGAAUUGCAUUAUAAAUACCAGGCAGAGAAAGCUGCCGCUAGCCAUUAGUUGGUCCUCACAUUAUUGAUGUUUUUUUUUUUCAAUAACAUUUUUAAACUUUGUAUAACAAUAAUUGUAUCCUGGUAGAAUGAAACAAAUAUUUGAAAUAAAUUGAGCUUGUUUCGAUUUCAA